CCCUUUCUGCUUCCUACCACACACCUCAGCAACGAGCUAGCUAGCUCUCCGGAUAGCCAUCGGGACGCACAGAGAGGGAGAGAGAUACAGCGAUCGAUCGAUCUCACGCAGCUCUGCCGUUGAUCGGUUGAUCGUUCGGUCUGCAGUGAGCGAAUUACUAGCCGCGUGCAUUCGCCGGCCGCCGCCCGCCCGAUCGACGAUGUCGAGCCGGAGGUCGGCGCGCUCCUCCGUGUCGGAGGAGGAGAUCAACGAGCUCAUCUCCAAGCUCCAGUCCCUCCUCCCCAGCUCCCGCCGCCGCGGCGGCAACCAGGCGUCGACGACGAAGCUGCUGAAGGAGACGUGCAGCUACAUCAAGAGCCUGCACCGGGAGGUGGACGACCUGAGCGACCGGCUCUCCGACCUCAUGGCCGGCAUGGAUCACAACAGCCCCGGCGCCGAGAUCAUCCGCAGCCUCCUCCGCUAGCUACCUACCUGCAGCUCAUCUCAUCUCAUCAGUCUCACCACCUUCUUCUUCCUCGAUCCCUGAUCCUGAUCAUGUUCUGUCAGCACGUACAGGCCAAGAGAUAUAUGCAGCUCGUGCCUAUACCUUAAUAGCUACAUAUAUAUAUGUACAUGCAUACACAUAUGCAUGAUGCAUGCCAAGAUCUGAUCUAGCUAGCCAAACCUAUAGAUCUAUAGAUAUCUCGGUGUUCUUCAUAUGAAGACGCUAAUGAUGAUGAUGAUUAAGGCAUGCAGCUGGCUUGAUCGGUACUACUACUUCAGUUCACUUGAUCUGUAGGAGCAUUAGCUAGCUAGCUAGCUAGGGCCGGCUGCCUAAUUAAGUAAUUUAUUUACAGUAGCUGCUUGAUUAGCUCCAUGAUCACCCCCACCUGCAGCUUGAUCAUAUCGAUCUUCUCUCAUGUGAGUCAUGACAUGUUGGUUGAUUUGCUCAAUUAUUGAUUUCCUCAUCCUCUGCAGUAUA
Messenger RNA from Oryza brachyantha (malo sina), 961 nucleotides. Its product is annotated as transcription factor ILI4. The transcript is spliced from 2 exons. The coding region runs from base 200 to 463 and encodes 87 amino acids. Lineage: Eukaryota; Viridiplantae; Streptophyta; Magnoliopsida; Poales; Poaceae. Gene Ontology annotation, biological process: regulation of growth; regulation of DNA-templated transcription. The record is from RefSeq and is a predicted model, not a curated record. Gene Ontology annotation, molecular function: protein dimerization activity.